Molecule: messenger RNA, 981 nt
Organism: Penicillium manginii
Lineage: Eukaryota; Fungi; Ascomycota; Eurotiomycetes; Eurotiales; Aspergillaceae
Gene: atfB
Product: bZIP transcription factor atfB
Exons: 1
Coding region: 1-981 (326 amino acids)
Biological process (GO): regulation of transcription by RNA polymerase II
Molecular function (GO): DNA-binding transcription factor activity, RNA polymerase II-specific; RNA polymerase II cis-regulatory region sequence-specific DNA binding
Source: RefSeq, a predicted model, not a curated record
AUGUCUACCAGCAACCUCAACCCUUCCAUCGCCCAUCACGGUCUCCCUCACGUUGGCACGUCAGCUUUCCCGACUACCAACGCUCUCACUGGCGAUUUUCUAGGUCUUCCUAUCCCCGACGACGAUCAGCUUUGGGGCCUUAGCCCAGUCUCUCCUGCUAUGGGUACCGGAUGGGAUGCCAAAGCAGAGGCCGCGGCCUUUGCCAGCUCAGCUUUGGAACGAGACUUGAAGAACGCUCAGGUCCGCAACGGCCAGCCUACACCUCCACCUUAUGAUGAGCAACACCUGCGCGAUUCCUCCAGCUUGGAUAUCGAAAGUGCCAGUCGUCGACGUCGAGCCCGCGAAUGCAAUACGGCCCUAGAUAGUCUGAGCCCCGAGCUGGAUGAAAAUCCAUACCAGGAGCGCGCAAAGCGGGCGAAAUUUCUUGAGCGCAACCGUCUGGCAGCAAGCAAGUGUCGACAGAAAAAGAAGGAACACACGCAGCGGCUCGAAUUCAGGUUCAAAGAACAGUCCGAAAAGAAAGACGGCCUUGUGUCGGAAAUUGCCCGACUACGCUCCGACCUCCUCCACCUGAAGAACGAAGUUCUGAAGCAUGCCCAGUGCGGCGAUGAACCCAUCAAGCUGCAUCUCGCGCAUAUGGUCAAGAAAAUCACCGAUACCGACGGCCGCCCUUCAGUGCCCCCGGAGCCCAUGGCGGAGGUUGCUGAGAAUAUUCCCACUUCCUCAUCCGAUAGCCCUCCUACCCCGAUUGCGGUGCUUCCAACCGCGACUCAUGCUUCUGUUGCGGUCCAGAGUUCCUCGGUCUUGUCCUUUGGCUUUGAUGACCCGAUGCAAUUAGAGCCUGCUGUAGUCGCUCCGGUUUUCGCCGCAGAUUCCUUGGAGCAGCAACUGCGUCGGGACUCAGAGACGACUAUGGUGUCGGAAUCGUCGUACGCCUUUUCAACAGAUGACGCAUUCGAGGACCUUAUCAACGUAUCUUGA